CGAAAGAGGCGAAAUAAUUUGCUUGGACAACAAUUCUUGUUGCGUGAACUGAAACCAAAUCAACAAAGUCCGGGUGACACGCGAGAAAUUCUGUUCACCUUAUCUUUCUAUCCGAGGAUCAGCAUAUUUUACCGCGAACAAAAGCGUAGAAUUAUGACCAAUCACAAGAGAGAAUUCUUUACUAUAGAGUAAACAAAUAAUUCAUUUGGAAAACACUGCAGGUCCGACAGCCUAAAACGAUAAGCUCGCUGUAAAAACCGGAAAAUAUUGCAAUUUUGUAACUUUUAGAUCUGCAAUCUCGUAUUAACCAAACGAAGAAAAAAUGGCGAUUUAUGAUUGUCUCAAACGACAGCAAGAUCCAAUUUGGACUCACUGCGAGGUGGAAAAAUUCUGGGAUGUUUUGCGGCCGUACCUAGCUCAUCUCCUUACCGGUGAAAUGCCACUUCCAGAUUACAGCAUCGACUUCACAUCUCUGAGCUCAAAUAGCGAAAGAGACAAGCAAUUCUGCAUGGACGUAGUGCACGGCUCUUUAUGGAGAGGAAAGUACUCGCUUGCAGUAGCAAAUUUGAAAGCCUUGGAGGCCUUCUUUGAUUGCAGAAACAAAAGCUGCGAUUGUAACAUUGCAGAUCAGCUGCGUUUGCUGGAAGACGUUUUCAAACGCAGGCCUUUGGAAAGGCGUCAUGUCUUGCCGCAAUAUCCAAUGUACUUGACGAACUCCAUAUCACUUUCCAGUUGUAAGAUGUCUGUUGCACAGUUACGUAAUCAAAAUAUCCCUGUUUUACACUGGCAAGAGUUAUUCACGUCUCGGCACCGGUUGUAAACAUGUCAUCUCAUCACCGUAACGUAACGUACCAUAACACUACGUAACGCAGGAUAACAUAUCUGGAUCAAAAUUAAUUUACACCAGUGGAAAGGAAAACAGAUCUUCAGGUUAAGCUCUUGCUUAGCAAGAGUUGGUGGAAAUGAGCUUUAUCUGUCAUCUUUUUACCUGAAUUUUAGAUGUGCGUUAAUUAAAAUUUUAGACUGUCUGACGCGACAAAAUGGUCUGAUAGCUUCCCAUAUGUAAAUUACAAAAAGCAUGGCGCACAAUAUUUUCAAUUUUACUGUAAAUAUACGAUGUAAUGAGAUCAGUAUUGUUAAAAAAUUGUAUUACAGCGGCCGAAACAUGAAAACAAACGCUUUUGCAAGCAUUGAUUCAGCAGUGAAGUGGUGAAAGAUUUCUAAAUAUAGUAGUUAUGUAUAUAUAUUCGCUGAUGUAAUAGUUGAGAGACCGCUAUAUGCAUAGCUAAGAGCUGACAGACUCAACGCUUGAGUUUUUUGAAAGUACUUUAUAAAUUUUUUUAAGCUUUCUUAAUCAAUUUAAUUUUUUUAUCUUAAGGAUCAAUUUUCGGUUCAAACAUUUUCAUGAUAUCAUAGUACAUCACGGUGUACGUAAUUUUCUAUUGACGCAAAAAGCUUUGAAAAAUUUUUAUUACUGCCUUAAUUUCUUUCAAUAAAGCACAGUAACGUCAA
Molecule: messenger RNA, 1512 nt
Organism: Pocillopora damicornis (cauliflower coral)
Lineage: Eukaryota; Metazoa; Cnidaria; Anthozoa; Scleractinia; Pocilloporidae
Source: RefSeq, a predicted model, not a curated record